Penicillium macrosclerotiorum is the source of this 3363-nucleotide messenger RNA. Its product is annotated as LEA domain protein. Lineage: Eukaryota; Fungi; Ascomycota; Eurotiomycetes; Eurotiales; Aspergillaceae. The record is from RefSeq and is a predicted model, not a curated record. The coding region runs from base 1 to 3363 and encodes 1120 amino acids. The transcript is spliced from 4 exons.
AUGUCCUCUCCCGCUGUUAGCAAAGCUCCCCCGAAGCUAGGAUCAAAAGCCGGAACGCCCGCCAAGGCACGCAAGGCAUCCGGUUCUAGCGCAGCAUCGAAACCCGGUGUUUCCGAUAGCCCGAAGUCUCUGAAUAAGCCGUCGCCUGCCCGCAAGCUUACGCCGAAGGCUCCCAAACCAAUCGAGGACGAAAUCGAUGAGGAAUCAAUCCCUGAGACGCCUUCCCCGAAGUCCAAGAAGAAGAUACCUUCCGCAGAGCAACGUCGCCCGAUCUCCCCGCCCGAUGACACUGUCUCCCAAGCCUCUGGCUCCGCUGCUCCCCCUCGGGCCAAGGGCUUCGCAGGAAAGGCAAAAGACACCGUCCAGAAUGGAGUCGAGACCGUCGCUAGCAAGCUACCGCUGAGCCUUUCCGCCUUGAAGGGCCUCGUGGUCUCGGAAGGAGGCAAGAUUGUCGGUGAUAGCGGUAACCCUGUGGGUGAAGUUGUGGAAGGUGACCCCGAGGAUCUGGUCGGCCAAACCGUUGGGGAUGACGGGGAGAUUGUGGAUGAAGACGGUGAUUUGAUUGGCCGCGUGGAUAUCUUGCAUGAUGUCGCUGAGCAAGCUAGAGGCCUCCCCGAGGAUGCGCAAUCUCAUCUCGACGAGGCUCAGAAUGUGGUCACUGACCUGGCUCAACUCGAGGGCCUGCCUGUCUCAGACGGCGGCGUGAUCAAGAAUGCCGCUGGUCAGAUCGUCGGCCGGAUUGUGGAAGGCGACCCCGAGGACCUGAUCGGAUAUACGCUCAAUGACGACGGCGAAAUUGUUGAUGACGAGGGUGAUGCAAUUGGCCGGGUUGAGCUGCUGUCUAUCGAGGAGCAGCAGAAAGCCAUCGAAGAUACCAUCGGCGAGGCAGGUGAACGAGUAGAAGGCGCCAAGGAGGAAUUUGACGACAACUUUGAGGAUGCUCAAGAUGGUCUACCGGUCGACGAAGCCAAGGAUGCCGUGGAGGAUGUUGGCGAUCAGGCUGAAGAUGUGGCGGAUGACCUCGAUGCCGAAGUUCCUGAUGCUGCGGAGCAGGCCAAGUCGACUGUCGAUGAUGCUGUUGACCAGGCCGGAGAUGCCGCUGACGUUGCUGAUGUCGCUAAAGGCGCUGAUGUCGCUGAAGGCGCUGAUGUCGCUGAAGGCGCUGUGCCAGAUGUGGAUGAAGUUGGGGCCGCUGAAAGUGCAGUUGAAGGUGUAGAAGACGCCGCUGAAGACGUGCAAGAUGCCGCCGAGGAUGCCGCCGAAGAGGUCCAGCAACGAAUUCCCGACCUUGAUACCCUCGAAGGCCUCACAUGCAACAAGCGCGGCUAUGUCAUUGAUCAGGCCACCGGCAAGCCUGUCGGCGAACUCAUCGAAGGUGACCCUAAGAAGGUCUCCCGACUCGGCGCCAAGCUGGACGAGAAGGGUCAAUUCUGGGAUAACCGCGGCAAUAUCAUCGGCAAAGUCAAGGCUCUCCCCGUCGAAGAUGAGAAGGACGAAGAAGGUCCCUUCGCGGGCCUUGAAGGUCUCGUCGUUGGUCAAGAUGGGUGGAUUGAAGAUGAGAAUGAAACCCGUGUUGGCAAGCUCAUCGAAGGCGACGCGAAGAAGCUCCUUGGUCGCGGUGUUGAUGAGGAUGGGGAGAUUCUUGAUCGCCACGGCAGCGUGAUCGGACGUGCUGAGCGUUAUGAAGAGCCCGAGCCCGAGGAGGAGGAUGUUCCCGAUCUUUCUAUUCUGAACGGCCUCCACUGCAACAAGGCCGGGUAUGUAAUCGGGCCCGAAGGACUACCCAUCGCUCGCGUUGUUGAGGGCAAUCCGAAGGAGCUGGCCGGCAAGAAGAUCGAGGACGGCGAGAUCUAUGACGGUAAGAAGGUGGUUGGUCGCGUUGAGCUCAUCCCGGCGGAGGAGCUUGAGAGCAAGCCUGAAGGACCUUUUGCCGGCAUGGAUAGUCUGGUUGUCACCAAGGAUGGCUUCGUUGAAGACGAUGAUGGUGCCAUUGAUGGCGAGAUCACCGACAAGUACGGUAAUGUCAAGGGUCGCGCCGAGCCUUAUGAGCCUCCGGAAGAGGAGCCUGAGCCCGAGGUCGACCUGUCCAUCCUCGAAGGCAAGGUGGUCAACAAGAGCGGCAACGUCGUUGAUCCAAGUACGGGUGCCGUCUUUGGUCGUAUCGCUGAGGGGGAUGGACGCCGCCUCGCCGGUCGUAAGGUUGACGGCAAGGGCCAAAUUUGGGGUGAUAAUGGUCAAGUCAUUGGCCGCGCCGAGCUGAUCCCUGGUGCUGAGCAGAACAAAGCAGAGGGGCCCUUCUUCGGCUUUGAUAAUGCUCAGGUUGGCAAGGACGGUGUCGUUAUGGACGGCGAUCGCAUCAUUGGACGUCUGAUUGACGGCGAUGCUAAGCGUCUCCUCGGUCGCAGCGUUGACGAGGACGGCGAUAUCGUUGAUAAGAAUGGCAACACCAUCGGCAAGGCCGAGCGUUGGGAGCCCGAAGAGAAGCAACGCGAUGUCAAUCCCAUGUCAGGCCGCAAGGUAACCCGGGAGGGGGAAGUUCGUGAUAUUGACGGCAAUCUGAUCGGCAAGUUGACCUCUGGCAACCUGGCGACCCUGGUCGGGAAGACCAUCGACGACAACGGUUUCGUGGUGGACAAUGAUGGCAACAAGCUUGGCGAAUGUACCCUUCUCGAGAAUAUUCCCGAAGAGGAGCCUGAGCCUGAGGUAGAGGAGCUGUCUCCGGAAGAGAAGGAGGCUCAAGCUAAGGCUGAGCAUGAUCGCGAAUUAGCUGGAAAGAUGUGCAGCAUCCUCGGACAAACGCUGGAGCGCGUGAAACCCGUCUGCAACAUGAUCACCGAGCAUUUGGACAAGGCAGACCGCACCCCCAAGGAUGAACUGGACGAGGAGAAAUUGGUCCAAAACGUGAAGCCCCUGAUCGAGGAAGGCGGCCGUAUUCUGCAGGAGUGCAACGGCGCUAUUCGCGCUCUCGAUCCCGAUGGCCGCAUUGCCGCAACCGCCAAGGCGCGCGCCUCCUCGCGCGACGCCACUCCAGAAGAGUAUCAGUUGGCCGACAUGCUCAAGGAGCUCACCGAGACGGUGGUCAAGACCAUCGAUAAUGGCCGCAAGCGCAUUGCCGAUAUGCCGCACGCCAAGAAGAAGCUCAACCCUCUCUGGUCACUGUUGUCAGAGCCGCUGUUCCAGAUUAUCGCUGCUGUGGGCCUAUUGCUCAAUGGUGUUCUCAGUCUAGUCGGUCGUCUCCUCGAUGGCCUCGGUUUGGGUGGUUUGCUGAACGGUCUCCUCGGUGGACUAGGAUUGGACAAGUUGAUUAAUGGCCUGGGUUUGGGUAGUUUGACCGAUGCGUUGGGUCUGACGGGUAGUAAGUAA